This is a messenger RNA of Dicentrarchus labrax (European seabass), 2652 nucleotides long. Its product is annotated as hemicentin-2-like. Bases 870 to 1517 code for a protein of 215 amino acids. The record is from RefSeq and is a predicted model, not a curated record. The transcript has 4 exons. NCBI's taxonomy places the organism in Eukaryota, Metazoa, Chordata, Actinopteri, Moronidae.
AAAAAAGUGACACUAAAAAUUCAUACCAGUUUUUUAAACAUUGUUUGAAGCUAAAUGUGACAAAAUGUUGCUGUUAUUUUCAGCGUGAGCCACUUUACAAACGGCUCCCCAUAGACAUGAUUUAAAAAUAUAACUCUGCAAUCAUUAUUAUUAAUCAUUAAGCUGUCAAAAUCACUUGAUAACAACUCAGAUUCAUGCUCACUACAUUGUCAUACUGAUUCAACAGUGUAAAGUGGAUCAUAAUCCCUACUUUUCCAGACAAUUUAUAUUAUAACUGUUUAACCUACUUUUUAGCUUUAUAGUUGAACUGAAAACACAAAAUAUAUUAAAAAUGUCUCUUUUUAAAAAAAACCUAAGUUUUUGUUAUCAACAUGUGUGUAAAUAUUUGUGUCCAACAUGCUCUUAUAAUAAUAAUCUGCUAUGGCGUUAGGUGCAGUUUGAGAGGUUGCAGCAGCAUUUCAGGCUGUGAAUUUUGAUUAACCUGAACUUCAUUCAUUUAGGAAUCAGAAAUAUAAUGUAUCAUAUGCUUUUUUAAAAUUUUUUUUUUUUUAGAAAUUAUGACAUGAAGAGAUGGCAUGUGUUUUUUUUUCAAUCAUUUCUUCGUUAAUGUUGGAACAUGGACAUCUUAUCAUAUCAUCUGUCAGUUUCAAAUCCUCUUUUAGUAUGAAAGAGGAAUGUUUUCAUCUCUUCCAGUCAGUCCAUCCUACCCUUGUGUCUCUCUCCUUCUGGGCUAAAAGGAAAGUAAAACUAACAUUGCCUAAUUUUUCUCCUCUCCUCUCUGAAGUUGAUCACUUUCAGGACACAUUUUCUCAGUGUAGGAUGUGCAUGUUUGCUUUUAAGUAGAAAGGUUUGUCUGACACUGAGGAGACAUGGAAGCUGUGAUUGGACUGUUGCUGAUGCUACUCAGAGUCUCUCAUGGUGGAGAAACCUACUGUGAUGGCAGACAGGAUGGAGCUCAGUGUUAUGGAGCUUUGGGAGGAACUGUGGUCCUCCAGCUGAUGGACAGUGCCUCAGAAAUAUUUAGAUACGAAUGGUUAAAGAAAACAACAUCAAUACUCAGAGGAGGUAAGAACAGAGCAGUGUUUAAUCUGAUAGCAGACAGAUCUUCAUUUACUCCCAGUGAUGGAACAUUUAGGAUCAAUGACCUGAGCUGGACUGAUGGUGGCGAAUACACUCUCAUAAUCUUUGAUUCGAAUGGACACCAAUCAGUGCUGCAGACUCUACUGUUGAUCAUUCAAGCUCCUGUGUCCUCUGUCCUGCUGGUCUCUGAGUGUCUGUCCCAGGGAGAAACGAGGGUGUCCUGUUCCUCUGAGGGAGGAGACAGUCCUCAGUACAGCUGGACUCUGGAUGGACACACACUGACAGAUGCUCAGCUCCUUUCUGGAAAUAUUGAGACUAACAACAUCACUCUGAAACCAGACGUCUCAGGACAACUGGUCUGCUCAGUCAGGAAUCACAUCAGUAGUGUCUCAAAAGAAGAGAGGAUAUAUACCUGUGGCGUGGGAAAUCAUGAGUAGAAAACUGGUGAUAUUGAUCUGUAUAACAUGGAUGAAUAUGUAAUUUAUCCAUAGUUUAGCCAGGGGGACUCACAGGUAACCGUGAGUGUUCAGUUACUCUUUUAAAGAAGCAACAGCCUACCAUAAUAUGGUGUUGUAGUGUAUUUUUUAUUGAUACUUUAUUGAUACUACAUUACAUUAGCUGUAUAUGAAACCUUUGACUUGGGUAAGGAGACUGGCAGCUUUAGUGUCCCUUAAACCCUUCACUCACAUUAACCUUGUUUUAGAUUUCUCCAGUCAGAGUAUUGACAGCACCUCAGUAUGAACAUCAAGAAAAGGAUUUUCAUUUGCUCUGAUAGAACAAAGGUUAUGCACUGUAACCCUAGUUCUAUGAUCACAGCUGGAGCCCUCUGACAUUUUCAACCUGUCACUUCUUUGACUUGAUGAAAUUGGGAUCAUGACACCCUUCAUAAAGAAUCAGUCCAAUUGGAAAGAAUGUUUGUUCUGACUGACUGAUCAAACACAUGGAAAUGAUCAGUGAGUUGCUGCCUUUAAAGAGUGCCUGAGGCCCACAUAUCAUCAUAUUAUUAUAGAAUAAACUGCAUGGACAAUAUUCAAUGUUUUCUUUGUUCCCUUACUGCUGAAUUAAAUGGCAUCACGAUCAAAGACACAAUUAGGGCUAAAUGUGCUAAUUAUAUCAACUUUAGGUGAGGAAAUCUGUUAAUCCUAAAGUAAAAUGUGACAUAGUAAAUAAAUUACUGUCAUGUUCGCAAUGCAAUGCAUGUUAUUUGGAAAUUAAUUUACUCUAGAUUUGAAUGUGUUUUGCUUUCGUACAGCUAUACCACAAUUGAUUUUGGCAUUUUUAAAAAGAAUAUGUUGUGUAUAUGGUGUGCAAUUGGUAAGUUACAGGUAUAUUCACAAAUAUAUAAAGUGUUUGACUUAUAGAUACUUGUAGAUGAUCAAAUGAUGUAAUGAUUCAUUAUUUUAUUUCUCACCUGAUCAGAAUUGAAAAAUGUCUGUUUCAGUUCCAUGUUUCAUUGAUGUAAACAAAUCUUUUUAAUCAUGAAAUAUUAGACAGCCAAUUAGUCAUGUUUUAAGAUUGUACCUUUAACUGUUGAGUUUUAUUUUGGCCUUGAAUAAAAGUUCUUGACUCAUA